Molecule: messenger RNA, 1599 nt
Organism: Petromyzon marinus (sea lamprey)
Lineage: Eukaryota; Metazoa; Chordata; Hyperoartia; Petromyzontiformes; Petromyzontidae
Source: RefSeq, a predicted model, not a curated record
AUGACGGUGACGGCCGCGGGCGACGUGGACCCGCCCCCGCCGCGCUCGACCCCCGACGCCGCCCUCCCCUACGCCUCCUCCGACCGCUCCGCCGACGCUCGGGCCUCCGCCCACCCGCGCCUCCAACCUCCGCCGGAACCGGAGCGUCGCUGCGAGCGUGUCGCCGUCAACGUCGCGGGCCUCCGCUUCGAGACGCUCUUGUCGACGCUGGAGCGCUUCCCGGACUCGCUGCUGGGCGACGGGCGACGCCGGUCGCGGCACUUCGACGCGGCGCGCAACGAGUACUACUUCGACCGCAGCCGCCCAAGCUUCGACGCCAUCCUCAACUACUAUCAGUCCGGCGGGCGUCUGCGCUGCCCGGCCAGCGUGCCCUUGGACAUGUUCGUGGAGGAGCUGAGCUUCUUCGAGCUGGGCGCCGACGCCAUCGAGCGCUUCCGCGCAGCCGAGGGCCACCCCCGUUGUGAGCAGCGCCCGCUGCCCUCGGCGGCCUGGAAGCGCCGCGUCUGGCUCCUCUUCGAGCACCCCGAGAGCUCGCGGGCCGCGCGCCUCGUCGCCGGCGUCUCCGUCCUCGUCAUCCUCCUCUCCAUCCUCGUCUUCUGCCUCGAGACGAUACCGCGCGGCCGCGGCGAACGGCCGCAGCGGGCCGGGGGCUUCUACGAGGACGAGGAUGGCGGUGGUGGCAGCGGUGGUGGCGGCGACGGCUUCCCCGACGACGAGGAGGAGGACGAGGAGGAGGAGGCCAAGGCCGCCGGAGGAGGAGGAGGAGGAGGAGGAGGCCUCUCCGACGACCCGUUCUUCGCCGUGGAGUCGCUGUGCGUGGUGUGGUUCAGCGUCGAGCUGCUGGCACGCUUCCUCGCCUGCCCGGGCAAGGCGGCCUUCUUCCGCGACGUCAUGAACACCAUCGACGUCGUCGCCAUCGUGCCGUACUUCGUCACGCUGGGCACCGAGCUGGCUGAGCGAGGCGGUGGCGGCGGAGGCGGCGGUGGAGGCGGAGGCGGCGGGGCUCAGACCACGUCGCUCGCGACCCUGCGCGUCAUCCGCCUCGUGCGCGUCUUCCGCGUCUUCAAGCUCUCGCGCCACUCCAAGGGCCUCCAGAUCCUGGGCCAGACCCUCAGGGCGUCCAUGCGCGAGCUGGGCCUGCUCAUCUUCUUCCUCUUCAUCGGCGUCAUCCUCUUCUCGAGCGCGGCCUACUUCGCCGAGUUCGACGAGCCCCGCACGUACUUCCUGAGCAUCCCGCACGCCUUCUGGUGGGCCGUCGUCACCAUGACGACGGUGGGCUACGGCGACGCGGUGCCGGCGACGACCGGCGGCAAGGUGGUGGGCUCGCUGUGCGCCAUCGCCGGGGUGCUCACCAUCGCCCUGCCCGUGCCCGUCAUCGUCAGCAACUUCAACCACUUCUACCACCGGCACACGGACGCCGAGGAGGAGGAUUCGCGCGUGGCGGCGGCCGCGGCCUCGGCGGCCUCGGCGGCGGCCUCGGCGGUGGCCUCGGCGGCCUCGGUGGCCUCGGUGGCCUCGGUGGCCUCGGCCUCUUCGGGCAACUAUGCUGCCCUGUUGCUGGUACGCCGCCCUGUUGCUGGUACGCUGCCCUCUUGCUAG